GGGACUGAGCCGGGGAGCAGGAAGCUGCCGGGGCAGUAGCCGCCGCCGUAGCAGCAGCAGCAGGGAAAGGAGGGACGCUAGAGGAACGCGUAGCAGGCUUGGUGCCGGCGAAGCAGGCUUGGUGCCGGGGCAAUGGAGAGUACAACCACGUCCUGGGCUGAAAAUGCUAGCACCACUUUGGAUCUGAAUGAAGGGGGCUACAGGUGCAAGUUUGAUGAGGACUUUAAGUACGUGCUGUUGCCUGUGUCCUACGGUGUGGUGUGUGUGCUGGGCCUCUGUCUCAAUGCCCUGGCCCUCUACGUUUUCCUCUGUCGUAUCAAGACAUGGAACUCCACCACCACCUUUAUGUUCAACCUUGCCAUAUCUGACACUCUCUACGUGAUCUCCUUGCCCCUUCUCAUCUACUACUAUUCCCACGGCGACCACGGCCCUUUAGCACAGCCCUCUGCAAGCUGGUCCCGGUUCCUCUUCUAUACCAACCUCUACGGCAGCAUCCUCUUCCUGCUAUGUAUCCAGCAUCCAUCGCUUAUGGGCAUUUGUUACCCACUCCAGUCACUGCAGUGGGGUAACGUGCGCUAUGCUCGCCGUGUCGCCGCCAUAGUAUGGAUCAUAGUGAUUGGCUGUCAGUCACCUGUGUUAUACUUUGUCACCACCAGCCUCCGGCCUGGGGGGGUCACUUGCCAUGACACAUCCUCCCGUGACUUGUUCAACGACUUCGUGGCAUACAGCUCAACCAUUCUCUGUGUGCUCUUUGUAAUACCCUUCCUGAUCAUCCUGGUGUGCUACACGCUGAUGGUCCGGCAGCUUCUGAAGCCCACAACAGGGCAGACCCGUCUCUCACGGUCCAAGCGCAAGUCACUGAGGAUGAUUAUUCUUGUCUUGGUUGUCUUUUCUCUAUGCUUCCUCCCCUUCCAUGUCACCCGUACACUCUACUAUGCCUUCCGAUCUCUGGAUGUAGGCUUGUCCCUCAACGCCAUCAACAUAGCCUAUAAGGUCACGCGCCCACUCGCCAGUGCCAACAGCUUCCUGGACCCUGUGCUCUACUUCCUGGCUGGCCAGCGGUUUGUCAGGUUUGCCCGCCAUUCUCUGCCGCCGGCAGCCAGCCACAAGAUGGUGCUUCAAAAUCCCAGUACCCUGGACAGUGGGCGGACUGGAAGCAGCUCAGCCAACAGUGAGGACAACAAGGACGCUCAGCUUUAGGGACAGAGUGACUCAUGCAUCUUAGUCCUAAGCCCUGCGUGGCCCCCGUGCUCUAUUUGGGUGAGAAUGGGGGGCAGUCAAGAGAAGGGCUAUGGGCUAUUUAGGCACAAAGGAUGUGGAGGUGUCCACUAGACGGAACAGGGUUUGUCCUUGGAGGCCAACCACAGGAAGACAAGAGGGAGGUGGACAUUUGAUGCCACCACCCUCAUGGCUCCAGGAUAGACCCAUGAUUGUGACUGGAUUGGACAUCCAGAGUUAGGGUUGGGAAGUAGAGGGGCUGCUGACUGGGAGAUAGGCGCCCUGGCUCUACCACUGCCUAGAUGCAGGAGCUGGGGCCAAUCACUCCAUUCCCGUCCAGCCUCAGUUCACUCUGACUAAAAAGUAACCUGUUAGUAUUUUUCUUUUUUUUUGGGGGGGGGGGGGCCCAUGGGGGUUAAGUGACUUGCCCAGGGUCACACAGCCAGUAAGUGUCAAGGGUCUGAGGCUGGAUUUGAACUCAGGUACUCCUGAAUCCAGGGCCAGUGAUUUAUCCACUGCGCCACCUAGCUGCCUCCACCUGUUAGUAUUUUUAAGGCUGGCAAAAGAUGGAAAAAAGUCCUAUAUUUAAAACAUGAAGUGACUGUGGAUGUUUAACUAGGGGAAGAUUUGAGGUAGGAGGGAGAAAUACUCAAUUGCCUUCAAAAAUCCAAAGAGCCAUCGUGGGAGGAAAGGAUUAGUGUUGGUCAUCUGGGUCUCAAAGGUUUCCACUUGGAGCAUGAUGGGACAGGGAGUUGAGUAAUAGCAAAAUUGGGUUCCAAAAAAAGGCCUAAUAAAAUUAUCUUAUGACUAGAGCUGUCCCACAGUGGAAUGUACUGGCUUGGGACAGAGUGGGUUCCCUCUCACUGCCGGUCUUUAGAAAAAGGCUGGAUGAACAUUUGUCUGGGGUGAUGGAGAAGGGGUUCUUGCCCAGGGACAGGCGGGCCCUUCUGGCAGUCAGUCGCAAUUAAUCUGUGAAGGGAUUGGGCUCAUUGGCCUCCCAAACCCCUCUCACUUCUGCUUUCCUGCUUCCAUAAACUCCCUCUGCCUGAUUCUCUUCUUCAUGCAUACUAAACCCAUGGUUUUUUCCUCCUUUUAAAAUUCAGGAGAUGGGACCAAGUAAACGCUAGAGCCCAAGGCUAACAUUCCUCCCUCCUGAGCCCUGGAAACAGGAGCACAGGGCCUUUGGACUGACUUGACCUCGUGCAUCUAGUUGAAGGAGAAAAUAUUCGGUGGGAAGCUUGUCCCAUUUUAUGGGUGGAGAAAACAGAGGCCUAGAAGAAAAAUAGAGAAUGUCAGAGGGGACCCUAGAACACAGAACAUAGAACAUCAGAGCUGGAACUCUCCUUUGAAGAGAACAUAUCAGAGCUGGAAAGGAUUUUAUAAUUAAAAAAUCCAAUCCACCCAAAAUGUAAGUGGUUAAUUAUGUUUAGGGUCCUGGGAUUGGUGUUAUUGAUAGAAAAAUAGGAGUAAAGGCACUUUCCAGACAUGGCGUUCUAGGAGAGUGCCUUCAGCAGGCUGGGUGUGGUGGGGCAGAGGUGAAUUAGAGCAGGUCGGGAAAGGCACCAUGAAGGUGAGUCUUCAAAUAAAGAUCACAACAUAUAGCAAUAGAGUCACCAGGGAUCUUAGAACAAAGACCUGACCCUGGAAGGGACCUUAGGUGCCAUGAGUUCAACCCCUUCAUUUCACAGAUGGGAAACACUGAGGCCCAGAGAAAGAAAGGCAAGUUUCCAAGGUCACACAAGAGUGUGGCAGAAUCAGGAUUAGGACAGAAGAUUCCAAGUUAUUAAAACUAUUCUAGGCAUGCUCCUCUCCUCUAUUCCUCCCCUUUCCUCCCCUUGCCCAUCCUGCCCCGAGACCUGGACACUUGUCUUCUGCUGCUUUCACCUCCACUGUCCCUAGUCCCAUGAAAGACUUAGAUGUGUCUGAGAGAGACCCUUUGUGUUCAGGGGUUUUUGCUGAGGCAAUACUUGCUGUCCUGUUCCCACCUACUGCCAUCUGCCUAUGAGGGAGAGGGAAGGAAAAAGCCCAGCAGCCCUCAGGGGCAUGGGGGUGGGCACAGGAAAUUGGGGGCCUGGAGGGAUGGGUUUGUGUAUGCUCCUGGAAACUAACUCAUACUUUAUAAAGAGGUGAAUGAACUUUGUAGUCAUUGAUGUGUCUGUUUGUCUGAGGACACCUGAGCUACGCCCCCCAAUGAAGAUUCAACAAUUGCCUGCCAUCUCCCCCAUGUGCCUCCUCAAAUUUCCCUUUUCUUCCUAAAAAACGAUGCUACCAUCUCCCUCCAAGAGGUUUAAUUUGGACAGCUUCCCCAGGCCCACUGGGUUGACAUUCUAAAGGUCAAUGGCUUCAAUGUCUAUCAAGCAGGGAUGUAGGGGAGUAUCACAUCCAUGUGAGUGUUCCCUUCCUUCACCUUUUCAGAUCACAACCCUUUCCUACCUUCAUAAAUGUCAUUGUUAAUUGCUAAGGCUGGUGGAAGUCAUCCUAUAGACGGUAACCAGCAUGUUAGCUAGGCAUGACCUCAGACAAAAUAUGCUGCCUCUCUCUUUUUUUUUUCCUAGUGAGGCAAUUGGGGUUAAGUGACUUGCCCAGGGUCACACAGCUAGUAAGUGUUAAGUGUCUGAGGCCGGAUUUGAACUCAGGUACUCCUGACUCCAGGGCUGGUGCUCUAUCCACUGAGCCAUCUAGCUGCCCCUUGCCUCUCUUACAACAUCCUUACAGGCUGAAGGUCUGGUACAGCAGGCCCUGCCUGAGCUGGUAGAGUGAAUGUGGAUAAACUCACCCAUAAAACACAAGCAGAGAGGAGAAUGGAUAAGAAACCAGAACCCAACAAUGUUAUUUACAAGAAAUACUUGAAACAGAAGGACACAGUUAAAAUAAGGGGCUGGAGCAGAAUCUAUUAUGCUUCAGCUGAAGUAAAAAAAGGCAGGGGUAGCAAUCAUGAUCUCAAAGUAAAAACAAGAAUAUACCUAAUCAAAAGAGAUAAGCAGGGAAAUUAUAGUUUGCAAAAAAGUAUCAGAGACAGUGAAGUAAUAUCAAUAUAUGCAGCAAAUGGCAUAGCAUCCAAAUUUUUUUUUUUUGGCAGGGCAA
Messenger RNA from Dromiciops gliroides (monito del monte), 4302 nucleotides. It is a transcript of the gene P2RY2, whose product is annotated as purinergic receptor P2Y2. The record is from RefSeq and is a predicted model, not a curated record. NCBI's taxonomy places the organism in Eukaryota, Metazoa, Chordata, Mammalia, Microbiotheria, Microbiotheriidae. Gene Ontology annotation, molecular function: G protein-coupled purinergic nucleotide receptor activity; A1 adenosine receptor binding; G protein-coupled UTP receptor activity. Gene Ontology annotation, biological process: blood vessel diameter maintenance; positive regulation of mucus secretion; phospholipase C-activating G protein-coupled receptor signaling pathway. Gene Ontology annotation, cellular component: plasma membrane.